AACUAGUUGGCAAUUCUAUAUCUGGUUUGUUUUGCAUCUCACCCCGCGUGCCCUUCCCGAGUAUCCUGUAUUGGCGGUAAAGUUGGCAUAUCGGCAUGGUGUGGACAGGGAGAACUAGCGUAUCAAGAUUGACAGUUAUGUAUACUUUAUUUCAAGGUGAUGACGUUUAGAUGUCGUCUGCUAAUGCAAGCCGAUAAAAAAAACAGCCGACAAAAUGAUAAUAACCAGCAGCUGAUGACGUCAGUUUGUCCAGAUAUUAAUAACAAAGAUGGUCAAUCACCUAAACAUAUCUGCUCUAAGCUAGUUGUCAAUUUAAAUCACGAAAUUGCUAUAUACUGUCAGUUGUGUGUAGCUCUGGGGUGUAACUGUGAUAGUAAUGAUCUCAGGUUGCAGCUUUUAAAACACAGAGAGAAGGCCCUGGAUAUAUCAUUGAAAACCAAAGAUCAAUUAUUGCCAUUGUAUAAAAAUGAUACGCCACAAGCUGAAGAUAGAAGAGAUAUAGAAAACUUAUGUUUUAUAUUUUCUGGAUGUUUAGAACUGUUUAAAAUAGAACUCUAUAAAUCCCUUUCAUUACAUCGACUAUUUCCUCUUUCUUCAGGUAAUGUGUGUUUAAUUAAUACUGGUUUAUCGGGGACUACGCAUUGUUCCUUGUCUUGCUCAACAAUAAAUAGUUCAAUAGAAAGAGAAAGGGAUCUGUUGCACGGAAUUGAGAAAGAUCUGACGUGUAUCAAGAAUCUAGAAAGAGAUGUAGAUCAGUUAAUCAAUGUUCAACCGUGGACAGUUGAACCAGAAACCACUACUGAUAAUUUUGCUUGUUAUGACAGCUCAAGUGAUGAUACAGUAUCUUUAGAUAUAAGAAUAGAUGAUGCAAGGAACAGGAAUAGAGGAAAGUGUGUUUGGAUAGUUAUGGUUACAUUGGGUGUGGCUACGGUGACUGGUAGUGUUAUUGGAUUGUCUAUUGGGUUAUCAUGAAGCUACAUUCACCCUAUAGGGGAGACAACUGUUACCGCCCAUGAAAACCUGCAAUUGGACUAUUCCGUUAUGCUGCAGAGCCAGAGGACCAUUUCUCUUGGCAGACAUUGACGGGGAAUUCUACCAGAAAGUGCCCCUUAUGCCACCAGUGCCAAAAGUGUUUAAUACUGAAAAAGAUACAAUGGAAUAAACAUAUGAAUGUCUUAAGGAUUUUAAGCUGUUAUUCGUCCAUUUAUUUGUCUCAAACCUUAAUGUUUUACAAACUUUAGAUUGUGUUAUAUGAAGCUAUAAUAUGUAAUGUAAUUUCAGUUAAACAUACAUUAUGCAAGAGCUAAAUCUGUCUAUUGCAGGUCUUUCUUUAGGCCUGAAAUGAUAUCUAAAUUUUUAAUUAGACAUUAAUUAACCUAUCCAGACCAUAAUUAACUCUAGAUGGCAUCGCUAGCGAUCCUUAGUGGAUUAUAAACCGAUUUACUGCAUAACUUUCCUUCACGAUUUAACGAUUAAAUGGAUAAUCGAGACUAUGCUGUUUAUCGUACAGACGUUAGUAAUGAUGAUCGAGGCUAGGCGGAAAAUUCAAUCGUUUAGUUCUCGGUUCAUAGUGGAUCAAUUUGAAUGAAAUUUUCAGCACAUUGCCAUAACAUUAGCUAGUUUUUAACUAUUAUAGUGAGAACUGCCAACUCGUUAUCGAAUCUCCCAUAAUGUAUCUUUAAUUAUCAUCUGAAAAGUCCUAACAGUUUGAGUUUAAUAUAUGUUGUUAUAUUACAUGUUUUGCGAAAUCUAAAAUGAAAAUUGGUCCAUUAUAGAUGAUAUCUUUUAAUGCGAAUAUUAAUAUUGGUAGCCUACAUGUAGGCAAUUUUAGUCUUUAGAUUAGAAGCUUACUGUCGGCGAUUAGAAACUCUGUUAGACAUUGUAAAAAUAAAUGAUCCAUGAGCCUAAUAGUGUGCUAACGGUUCGUGACAUCAUGUUUUCUUUCGUGUCACUGUGAAAAUAUCAUUAUCUUUCAAUACUGGUAUCCAGGUUUCAUUCAUACCCAGUCCUUUAUGUCCAUAGAGCCUUAUAUAUAAUACAGAAAUUUCACAUCGAUCUGAAGGAAAUCAACCUGCGGAACAAUGAUUGUCGGGUUAUUAUACCGGUCGAGUAAAAUGUACCUGUGUUUUGGUCAUGUCCGUGGCCAAUAAGGCUAAAUGGUUACAUAAACAGCAUUUCUAUACGAGCCACAAGAUUAGGCGACGUGAAUAUGACUUUGUCGGAUACACAGAACAUACUAUGUCAUGGACACACAACCUAGCCUUUGUUAUUUUAAGGUAAAGUGCUUAUUGUUUAUUUCGAUUUAUUUCAUCUGGAAAAUGGGAUUGGUAUUUUUCUUUUUGCCUAAUCACAAUUUCUUUCAAUACCUUUCUUUGAUAUUUUAGUUUUUCAGCCUCUUGAUGAAUAGGAAGUAAAAAUUUAAUAGGUGUUCUUGAACAAACAGAAUUCAAAUCGAUGUGACCUUCUUAAUUUAUUUAUAUCCAUGAUGCCGAAACAUAAUUUAAUCAGAUAUUCUUGUCUAUGCUAUUUUGAAAGACUACAAUUCCUUCCAUUUCUAGAAUAAACACCGGUAAUAUUUGUUUUCACAUUAUAGUCAUGCUGUUCUGUAAUACUAAAUGUGCAGUGAGUGUAUUUAUUAAUAUUAUAUUUUAAGUCCCCACGUUAGUAUUUAUUGUUGAUAUGUCUAGGUUUUUUUAAAUUUUAUUACUCAUAAUUUUAGAUGCAAAAAUGUAUGUCCAAGAUCAUAAAUAAUAUAAA
Patella vulgata (common limpet) is the source of this 2757-nucleotide messenger RNA. Its product is annotated as regulator of G-protein signaling 9-binding protein. Gene Ontology annotation, cellular component: neuron projection. The transcript has 8 exons. The record is from RefSeq and is a predicted model, not a curated record. The coding region runs from base 160 to 972 and encodes 270 amino acids. NCBI's taxonomy places the organism in Eukaryota, Metazoa, Mollusca, Gastropoda, Patellidae. Gene Ontology annotation, biological process: G protein-coupled receptor signaling pathway.